Pimephales promelas (fathead minnow) is the source of this 1034-nucleotide messenger RNA. The record is from RefSeq and is a predicted model, not a curated record. NCBI's taxonomy places the organism in Eukaryota, Metazoa, Chordata, Actinopteri, Cypriniformes, Leuciscidae.
CGCUGAAAUCUGUUUGAUUAUUUUUCAGCAGAGAGUCUUCAUAGAUCGGACCUUUCAGUAAACCGCUGAAGAAAAUGUUCCCCGUGUGUGUUUUGUUCUGUUUGUGCUGGUGCCAUCUGACUGGUGUGUUUGGUGAGUCAGUGUCAGUGAUGGAGGGAGAUUCUGUUACUCUAAACACUGAUCUCACUGAAAUACAGGAAGACGACGACAUACUGUGGACAUUUGGAGCUAACAACUCUCUGAUAGCUGAAAUCAGCCGAUCUGAUGAAGUCUUCUCCACAUCUGAUAAUGUUCUUGAUGGGAGAUUCAGAGACAAACUGAAGCUGGACGCUCAAACUGGAUCUCUGACCAUCACAAACCCCACAACUGAACAUGAAGGAGUUUAUCAAGUAGAAAUAAGGGGAAUGUCACUGUCAUCAAAAACAUUCAAUGUUUCAGUCUAUACUCGUCUGCCUGUUCCUGUCAUCAGUAGAAACUGUUCAUCAUCAUCUUCAUCAAAUUGUUCAGUGGUGUGUUCAUCAUCAGUGUUGAGUGUGUGUGAUGCGACUCUGUCCUGGUACGCAGGAAUGAGUGUAUUGUCCAGCAUCAGUGUGUGUGAUCUCAGCAUCAGUCUCUCUCUACCUCUGGAGGUGGAAUAUCAGGAUAAAAACACCUACAGCUGUGUGCUGAACAAUCCCAUCAGCAACCAGACCACACAUCUGGACAUCAACACACUCUGCAGACACACAUGCGCAGAAGUCCACGACCUCUGUUGUGGUUCUACUGAAGCUGUGAUCCGAUUGGCUCUCGCUGCUGUGGUGGGCGUGGCUACAGUUACUUUUCUGCUUUCUGAUAUCAGAUCUACAAGAGGAGAUAAGAAACUGAUAGACCCAUCAUAAAUAUUGUGAAAUAUUUAUUCUGCAAAGUUGAGAAGAUAUAUGGAAGGAUUUAAAUGAAAAUCGCCGACUGCACUGCUCAACUGCAUUAUGGGAAACAACUUGCUGACGACACAGCUCAAUGCUCAUUGGUUUAAACAACCGUGAUGUAUUGUUCUU